Coccidioides immitis RS is the source of this 3403-nucleotide messenger RNA. Its product is annotated as chromo domain-containing protein 1. Lineage: Eukaryota; Fungi; Ascomycota; Eurotiomycetes; Onygenales; Onygenaceae. Gene Ontology annotation, biological process: chromatin organization; negative regulation of transcription by RNA polymerase II. The record is from RefSeq and is a predicted model, not a curated record. Gene Ontology annotation, cellular component: pericentric heterochromatin. The coding region runs from base 155 to 3007 and encodes 950 amino acids. The transcript has 6 exons. Gene Ontology annotation, molecular function: chromatin binding.
CAACUGAAUAAGGAUGCUCGGGAUUUACAUGACCUAUUUCGCUCUGCUCAUCCACUGGCACAGCAGCCUGUUUGAAUUUAAAAAGCCCCCUCUCCACAAGAAGAGUGUUUUGUUUUAAUACCCACUUUGUGCUCUUUUGUCCAUCAUCUUCAAAAUGCCAGAAAACACUGAUCUCAGUGACGAUGAGAUUUCACUCACAUCCACUGUGCCAAGCGAGCCUCAGGAUGAAUAUGAAGUGGAGUGUAUCUUGGCCCAAAGGGUCUACCAUGGAAAAGAAAUGUACCUUGUCAAAUGGGCAGGCUAUCCCAUGGAAAGGUCCACUUGGGAAACUGAGGAUAUGUUUCUCAAUCCUCAAACUCUUGAAGAUUGGGCUGUAAAGCAAGAGGCUAUCAGGCGUGGCGAGGACUCGGCAUUUGACGUCGAAGCAUUGGAACAAAAAUGGCUCCUACUUGAAGCCGCUACAGCAAAAAGAAAAGCAAGGCGGAGAGAAAAACGGAAGCGACUUGGGUAUUCGGGCAGACGCCCACCUGCGAGCAGUGACCCUGGCCAUUCAGAUAUCUCCGACUUUGUAGUCCCCGAUGAUCUGGUCGAACAUGAACAAAAUAGUACCUCUGAGGACGAACCACUCAUGAAGAAGAAACGCAAGGCAAGUCCGACCAAAGAAAAGAAGAAAUUUAAAACACCUGCUCCGCCUACGCGCUCGGACUCUGCAGGGCAACGAUCGUCCUUUCACAACCUGGUGAAUCUGCCGUCAGUCACUGAGCCCAUAAUACCGACCAGACCAUCCCAUCCAACUCCCUCGUUGCCCCACCAUACGAAUAGAAGUAGUCAGGACUUCUCCUCGUCGUCAUCCAAUCGCCAGGACAGGCCCCGACAGCCUAAAUUGAGCGUAAAUACUUCCUCCACGGCUCCUGCCUUGCCUCCCAGAACGGACCACAUUUCACAUCUUUUUGGAGGCCAAAAAGUGAGGAAAUCCAUCCUAGACAGAAUUUCUUCGAAACGAAAGGGUGAAUUGUUUAGUAAACUUUCCACGCAGAGAAGAUGGGAAAAAGCACUCCGGCGCGAAAGGGCUCCAGACGUAUCACAGCUGGAGCUUCGAAGACCUCAGGAUUGGCUGCAUUCGCCGAAAAUGUCGAAUCCUCAAGAAUCGCCUAUUUCGAGGGAUCAUGGAACAUCUUACAGUCUGUUCGUGGAUCAAGAAGACGCCGACCUGUUGCCUACGAAUUCUCGAACUAAUCCGCAGAACCCACAAGAGCAUUUCGAUGAUCACCAAACCCGACAGACCUCAUCAGACCAGCGUCCUUUGUGGCCAAAUUCCACCAUCUCUCCUCAUGAUAAGGAGAAAACCCAGGAGUUCACACCCCGCCUUAGUCAUCGCGCAUCCACGCGUCGCUUUUGGAAUCCCGGUGAAGUUCUUGUGAAACUAAAGUUUGGAGCUGUGGACAAGGUGAUUGGUGACGUGCGAAUUUGUGGAUUGAAUCCGACAAGUAAAGGUCAACUUCUCAAUUUGAAGUCAGGCACCAUCGACAUUAAUUUUAAUGAUGUCUGCACCAGCAAAGAGUAUGAGAUGUUGUGUGAUCGUAGAACAAAUGUAAAAUAUGCAAACGCUUGGGUUGUUGGUUAUGAAGAUACGGCCAAAGAGGUGACAGCAAUGGCUAAUUACCUACGCCAAAAUGAUUUAGCAGCCAUCUGGCACCAUCCAGCUGAGCACGUUCAAACAGCAUUCAUCGCUUACGCAUCCAGCUCUACAAGUUGGAAUUUUUUCGAUCGAGAUAUGGAAUUUCCCCCCAAUUCAAGUCUCAGAAUCGUUGCCAGAAGCUAUCUUCCUACCGUCAGCACGGUUCGUCGUCAAUUAACAAGCCCAUCCGUAGCGGAGCCCCAAAUGCCCCCUUCUCAAAGCACGGCGACGACUGCCCCUCAGAAUCCGAUCGUGAUUGAUGAUCCUGUUUCUACAACCUCGAAGAGCGUGGCAGUUCUAGCCUCUAUUCCAAAAGACUUGGGCAAUAAGGACAUUGUGUCUAUCUUCCGUGAGCGGUGGAGCAUAACUUUCGAAGAACUAAGCCUCGUCAACGCCCCAAAAAAAGAUGGCUCGGCUCGCGCAUUCUAUCUUUAUUUUCCACCAGAGGCAGAGGAAGAGUUCCAGCUUGUCCUAAAGUUUUUAAGAAAGUAUACAAAUGCUAUCUUCUCAAAUAGGCUCAAGGGAGAUUGGGAACGUUUUGCUGAAACAGUAACUUCUGGAACUGUCCUGUUCCACCAAUCCUAUAUCUGGUAUGAGUUCAUGCCUGGCCUCCAUAAGCUCUUACGCAGAUAUGUCAAUGUUUUCAACAUUAGCCUUGCCAGUCCAGUAAAGCACAUUGGAUCCACCACCCAUCUACAACGACUGUUCCCCCACGGAAGUGUGAUUCUCAUGACAGAGGACUACAUGAUUCAUGAGACCGAAGCUGCUUUAAAUGCUAUGAAAUGGUUCCGCUCACAUUCUGAGAAGAAGUACCCUGGGACUUGGAAGAUGUUCUUCCGACCCAACAUACUAGGAUGGCUGUCGAACAUUUUUGAUAAAUGGCCCGAUGAUAAGAUGUAUCAAAUAUAUUGCAUCAUCGAGUACAUGAUUCCCGAAUAUCCAGAAGGCCAUUACAAUUGGUACAAUGGCGACGGCAGUCCAGACUCCCUCGAUGGAGAAACCGAUGACGAGGGCCAGCAUCAUCCGUUUAUUUCGCCCAGUUUCAUUCCAGACUACGGUUCUCGCAAAGAAGAUGCGCAUGAAAAUAUUCCAAAGGGAUUGAGUCAAGAAGAACGCAAUAUGGACCAUUUAGUCGAAUACUUCGCAGGCUGGGCGAUAUGCAACUGCGAUAAAUACAGGAGGUUCAUCGUCCUGUCGCACCACAAGCCAUUGGCAAAGUGGAAAAAGUGGCAACAUCUUGAACACAUAGACACUCAAGGAUUUUCCCGUCAAUAUAUCAACAAUGAGAGCAAAAAACAGUCAUCUAAGACUGACCAUUCCUCACGUUAGUAAAACUGCCUCUCCCAUCCUCUGCUUUGUAACAACAUGCCAAAUCUAUUGCUGGCUUAAAGUGCUUCUUGUGGUUCACUCUCGCGCUAUAGGGAGCUUCUAUGAAUCUGUUUUUGGUUCAGUAUUGUAUUCUAGUUGUCGCUCGAUGGGUUUUUGGAGCUAUACGAUUGAGUGUAUUUUGAUGCAACUUCCCCUGACAGCAUACCUUUGUGGUUCACCUAGGUCUAAAUAUUAUUACAUUUCCCAUAAACUGAACCAAACAGGCAACAUAGCAUGCCAUGCUGUCAAAGUGCACUAUUCACAGAACUACGAAUGGCUAAGUUCUUAUGCCUGCUAUACAGAAGAAAUAUAUGGCUGCUCGCAGAAAAGAAAAUAAAAAUAUUAGCGCCUGAUGCA